GAGAAUUUAAACAAACUGAUGGCUAACCUGAGAAGCACUCACCCACAUUUUGUGCGAUGCAUCAUCCCAAAUGAAACAAAAACACCUGGUGCCAUGGAGCAUGAGUUGGUGCUGCAUCAGCUGCGAUGCAAUGGUGUACUGGAAGGAAUCAGAAUUUGCAGGAAAGGAUUCCCCAGCAGAGUCCUGUAUGCUGACUUCAAACAAAGAUACAGAGUGCUUAAUGCAAGUGCUAUCCCAGAGGGACAGUUCAUGGACAGCAAGAAGGCUUCAGAAAAGCUCCUUGGGUCCAUUGAUGUGGACCACACUCAGUACAGAUUUGGUCACACCAAGGUGUUCUUCAAAGCUGGACUGCUGGGACUCCUGGAGGAGAUGAGAGACGACAAGCUGGCAGAAAUCAUCACUCGCACACAAGCCAGGUGCAGGGGCUUCCUGAUGAGAGUGGAGUAUAGGAGAAUGGUGGAGAGGAGGGAGUCCAUCUUCUGCAUCCAGUACAAUGUUCGUGCAUUCAUGAAUGUCAAGCACUGGCCCUGGAUGAAGCUGUUCUUCAAGAUCAAGCCCUUACUGAAGAGUGCAGAAUCUGAGAAGGAGAUGGCCAACAUGAAGGAAGAGUUUGAGAAAACUAAGGAGGAGCUUGCAAAGUCUGAGGCAAAGAGGAAAGAGCUGGAGGAGAAAAUGGUGGCCCUGCUGCAGGAGAAAAAUGACCUGCAGCUCCAAGUACAGGCAGAAGCAGAUAGCUUGGCUGACGCUGAGGAAAGAUGUGAUCAGCUUAUCAAAACCAAAAUCCACCUGGAAGCCAAAAUUAAGGAGGUGACUGAAAGGGCUGAGGAUGAAGAAGAAAUUAAUGCUGAGCUGACAGCCAAGAAGAGGAAACUGGAGGAUGAAUGUUCCGAGCUAAAGAAAGAUAUUGAUGACCUUGAGUUAACGUUGGCCAAAGUAGAAAAGGAAAAGCAUGCCACUGAAAACAAGGUGAAAAACCUUACAGAAGAGAUGGCAACUCUGGAUGAGACCAUUGCCAAGCUGACAAAAGAAAAGAAAGCCCUCCAGGAGGCCCAUCAGCAGACCCUAGAUGACCUGCAGGCGGAAGAAGACAAAGUCAAUACACUGACCAAA
This is a messenger RNA of Cariama cristata (Red-legged seriema), 1110 nucleotides long. RefSeq names its product myosin heavy chain, skeletal muscle, adult-like. The record is from RefSeq and is a predicted model, not a curated record. The annotation marks the transcript as partial. Gene Ontology annotation, cellular component: myosin complex. Lineage: Eukaryota; Metazoa; Chordata; Aves; Cariamiformes; Cariamidae. Gene Ontology annotation, molecular function: cytoskeletal motor activity; protein binding; ATP binding. The transcript is spliced from 7 exons.